Daphnia pulicaria is the source of this 1493-nucleotide messenger RNA. Its product is annotated as carboxypeptidase B-like. The transcript has 9 exons. The record is from RefSeq and is a predicted model, not a curated record. The coding region runs from base 103 to 1365 and encodes 420 amino acids. Gene Ontology annotation, biological process: proteolysis. Lineage: Eukaryota; Metazoa; Arthropoda; Branchiopoda; Diplostraca; Daphniidae. Gene Ontology annotation, molecular function: zinc ion binding; metallocarboxypeptidase activity.
UGUAUUCAGCAUAUAAAACCCCGUCACUUAAGUUUGAAACUGCACUGCACGUCGAACGUUUCAUUCGUUGCUAACCAAGUCUCAUUUGCGUCGAAAAAAAAGAUGCGUAUACUGUUUGUCGCAAUCACUUUGUGUUCCGUGUUGCUAAUUGGACAAGCCAAUCCGCUAGAAGAUCAUGUCUCUUAUUCAGGAGUCCAGGUCUGGACAAUCACAAUUAGUUCUCCGGAAGAACGCCAUGGUCUAUCAAAAAUGAUAUCACAAUACGGACUCGAGGUGUGGAAGGAAGCCAGAUCCGAUAACCCCAAAACGGAUUUGUUAGUUCCAGUACAACACCAGAAAGAAUUGGGACUGAAGCUGAUGGAAGCCAAUAUUAAUUAUGUCAUCAAGAUCAAUGACUUGCAAGCUGUUAUCGAUAACGAAAACCCCAAUGCUAAGGCCAGUUCUUCUAACACAAGAUCAGCUCACAACAUGGACUGGACUAGCUACCAUCGGCUGGGCGAUAUCUACGGUUACAUGAGUUACCUGAAUGCCACUUACCCCGGCCUCGUUUCAUUAAUCAACAUCGGCGCCUCUUAUGAAAAACGGCCACUCUACGUUCUUCGAAUUUCUAACUCUUCUUGUAACGCCACAAAACCCGCCAUUUGGAUCGACGGAGGAAUUCACGCCCGAGAGUGGAUUUCACCAGCAGUGACAUCUUACAUCAUCCAACAGCUCGUCGAAGUGCAGGCGAAUGCGAAACUUUUGCUCAACGUUGAUUGGUACAUCAUGCCAGUCAUGAAUCCCGAUGGUUAUGAGUUUACGCACGUCUCCAAUCGGAUGUGGCGUAAAACUCGUUCCUUGUCAAGCCUAUCCAGCUGUCGAGGUGUUGAUCCGAACCGGAAUUUUGGUUACAAGUGGGGUGGUUUAGGAACGAGCACCAAUCCGUGUUCGGAUAUCUACAAGGGAACCAAAGCAUUCUCGGAGCCAGAGACUCUACUCACUUCCAAUUUUAUUCUGGGAAAAGCCAACAAAUUACUUUAUCUAACUAUACACAGUUACGGACAGGCUGCUUUAGUUCCGUGGGGGUAUGACGUGGCUUAUCCAAGUGAUUACGCCGACAUGUUGGCACUAGCGAAAAGCGCCACUUCUACAUUCCGCAAAUACAAAUUUUCCGUUGGUAAUUCAGCCGCACUUUACUACCCGGCUGCAGGUGGUUCGGAUGACUGGGCCAAAUCGGUUGGCAUCAAGUACAGCUACACUUUCGAGCUGGCCGACAAAGGCACAUACGGAUUUCUCUUACCGUCCUCCAACAUUUUACCGGUGGCCCAGGAUUUUUUCCCUGCGCUGGAUGUUUUUGCUACUAAAAUAGCAACUUUGAAAGUUUAACCCGCGAUAACCGUCAAAAUUACAUUUUACCAGGUGGUGGUGGCAUUGAAUUUUCUGGUUUCUGUCCAACUGAAUUUUGCAUUGCGUCAAAUACAUGGGCGAAGUUUAGAAUAGCAAUAUAUCCUCGA